AUGACUCUGCGCAGCAAGAGUUGCCCAUUUUGCCUUUUCCAAUGGCUUCGACGGCACCCGUCAGCUGUGGAUCCUGGCUCAAGGGCAUCGGCGACCAAGUUGAAGCUCAUGGAUGCUGAGCGUCGAAAAUGUCGAAGCUGCUGCGGCCAAGGGGCACAAGUCUCAGUAGCUGUGCUACUGGGUUUGUCUCUGGGGGUCCUACUAGCAGAGCUGAAACCAGAUGAGUCUGUGAUGUCUGUCCUGGCCUUUCCUGGGAAACUCUGGCUGAAAGCCUUGACCUGCGUAGUGCUCCCGCUGAUUGCCUGUGGCAUGGUUCAGUCCAUGGCUCUGAUGCGCGAGUUGCCCGGAGCCCGAGAUGUGGCAGCGUGGCUGCUGUGCUUGUACGGCUUCACCACCGUCGUGGCUGCCGUGGAGGGCGCGGCUAUCUCCCUCAGCUUCCUGAGCUGGACGGUGGCACCAUUGGAGGGGCUCACGGCCGAGGAGGAAGGGAUGCAGCAGAUGACAGUGACGGAGGCAGUGUUGAAUAUCUUUGACCAACUGGUGCCCAAAAAUCUGGUGGCAGAUGCUGCGGCCAAUCGCCUGGUGUCGGUGAUUGUGAGUUCGGUGCUGUUGGGGCUGCUGCUUCCAAGCUGCAAGGCAGAUGGGCGCAGGAGCACCACACUGGAGGUGGUGGAUGAGGUGAAUGAGGUUGUCAGCAAAGUCAUAAAAAUCCUGAUUCUCUUGAGCCCAGUGGGUGUUUGUAGCUUGGUUUUAGCUGGCUCGGCUCGCUUCAACUUGCGCGAAAUGGGCACCUCUGUGGCUGCCUUGGUGGGCUGCGUGCUGGCAGCAGAAGCAGCGCACAUCUUCCUCUUUUGUCCUAUGUUGCUGGUGCUGGGUGCCAGACGUAAUCCGGUGACCUAUUUCCGAAGCUGUUUGCCUGCCUUGUUUACUGCCCUGGGCAGCUGUUCAUCUGCAGCCUGCCUGCCCUUGAAUCUCCAAGCAGCUGAGGAGAACGGUUUGAGGCCGCAUGUGGCGAAGCUGGCACUGAACCUAGGGGCAACUAUCAAUAUGGAUGGCAAUAGCAUUUAUUUGAUUUGCUGCACGGUGUGCAUUGCUCUGAUGCAGGGCAUUUCUUUAACCCCUGGAGACAUCGUGGUAUUGUGCGCCAUGGCCACCCUGUGUACUAUGGGCACGGCACCGGUACCCAGCGCUAGCCUGGUACUAUUGGCCACGCUUCUGUCCAUGCUCAACAUCCCAGUGACCGAGACCUUUGGUCUGGUAAGCGCCAUCGAUUGGUUGCUGGACCGCCUUCGCACCUGCGCCAACGUCUACGGCGAUGCCUGUGUGGCGGCCGUGGUGGACCAUCGAACGAGCCAGGUUGGGAACAAGGAUCCAGAUGAGACGGAACCCAGACAUGAGAUGCUAUGUUUUUCAGAGCAAGUGGGAAUCCAAUCUGAGCCUUUGUGGCAGGUGCCACAGUCGCGGCACCGGCCCAUGGCUUCGCCAUCCACGCCCUUUGAUUGCCUGGGAUCGGAGGCUCCGACCCCUUCGCAGCAUCCCUUGAGCUCACCGGGAGUGAGAACACCUGGAGCGCACCAGCCAUCCUUGGCCUCACUUCUGCACGAUGACGAGCAGGGUCGUCGCCACCCGCCUUUGGCCUCUUUGCUGGGACCUUCCGAGGCCGCCCACGAGGUGCCCGUGAAGCGCCUUGGUCCUAUGGCGCCUAUGGCUUCCAGCCUUGGCUACAAAGGAAACAUUGCGCCGCAACCCAUCGAGCCUCGAGAGGCACCACCGGGACCUCCAUCACCACCACGGCGUGCCAUCAAACCACCUGACAGCUUCGGGGCAUUUGAGGCUGAGCCAACCGUGCUGCCUUUAUCUCCUGCCACGAUGUUGCUGGGUGACACAACUCCCGCACCGGAGGCACCUGCCAAUCCUUCCUAUGGCGGGAUAGAUGAGUCUUCGCGACAAUUUGGAGCGCCGGGCCCAUUCCAGUCCUUCUUCUCGCAGGAGAGAACCGGGACGUCUCCCGAGUUCAGAGCGGUGAGCUUCACGGUUGCCGCCCUUAUCACGACUCAGAUGCACUUGCCUGAAUCUCUAGAACCACCUGGCAAAACUCCGCUUCCUUUACUGCAGGUAGUGUCUCCGAUUGCGGCAGAGGCAACGCCUGCACGGUGCCGGCGACGCACCGAGGCCGAAAUGUCCAUAGCCGGUAGAGUUACGCCAGUCCCGCUGCCCAUGCUGGACAGCAAGGUCGAGAUCACAGAACCCCUUUCCUCACCCAAGAAGGAGGAACCUAUCCGAACUUCGGGUGUGGAGUUCGAGUUGGCGUAUUCAGAUGACUGGGUAGAUGUUUUCGACAAGAGGCUCGAGCAGGCCCUUUGUGAGAUUGAGGAUGCAAACAUCCCUCAGGAGGAACUCGUAGCGUUUUGCUUGACCAUCAUGGAUGCUUUUGGCUCCAUGUUGGUGUGCCUCGAUACUAGGGAGCUAGAGACUUCUGGCCUUCCAACGCGAGACCUGUUUUCAGGAAGCCAACCAGGGGUGUCAGCCCACUUCCCGUUGAAGGUUCGCUUGGGGCCCUCGACCUCUGGCAUAGGCGGCGGCGCGAACAGUGCCUUAGGCGCCGGCAGACCUAAGGUGGAGGCACUUCCCAUUAGCCCAGCUGGUCUUUUGGAACAGUUUGGAGCCAAGCCCGUGGCAUCAGGGAGGUGUUGUACGGUGUUGUGGGAGCUCAGGCUGUGA
Messenger RNA from Cladocopium goreaui, 2721 nucleotides. The record is from the annotation of a GenBank genome assembly. NCBI's taxonomy places the organism in Eukaryota, Dinophyceae, Suessiales, Symbiodiniaceae.